Bacillus rossius redtenbacheri is the source of this 1118-nucleotide messenger RNA. RefSeq names its product trypsin-like. The transcript is spliced from 7 exons. Gene Ontology annotation, biological process: proteolysis. Gene Ontology annotation, molecular function: serine-type endopeptidase activity. The coding region runs from base 47 to 1003 and encodes 318 amino acids. The record is from RefSeq and is a predicted model, not a curated record. NCBI's taxonomy places the organism in Eukaryota, Metazoa, Arthropoda, Insecta, Phasmatodea, Bacillidae.
AGAAACGAGAUUCUAAAAUUGUUUACUUUCAGAAAAUUUCAUCAUAAUGAAUAUCUUCUUGCUUUUCUUGCUGUUUUCGUGGGUGCUUUUGAGUUUCAUUGUUCGAGGUAAUAAUGGCGCUGUUCAACAUGAAAUACAACUUGAGGAGUACCCGUACCUGGUGUCACUACACUUGGUAAACUUUGGUCAUCUCUGCACAGCAACGAUAAUUUCCAAGAAGUUAGUGUUAACGGCUGCUCACUGCUUGUACGACUUUAAGAAAAAAGAGUUCCUGGACCCGGCAGACCUGAGGCUCGUGUACGGUGCCCAGGAGAUGGACAGCUCGCUGGACUACAUCUACCAGCCAGAGACAGAGGUGCGGUUUGUGGUCAGCACGUACAUCCACCCGAGGUUCGACGUGGACAACUUCUUCCAGGACAUCGCGAUGGUCAAUGUGGACGCGCCGUGGGACGAGCGAGCCAAGCUCGUAACGUUACCUUCGUUCCACGUCUCGCGCUCAGCGCUGCCUGAGGGGUACGUGUGCCACGUGGUCGGCUGGUGGUCCGCCGGCAAGUGCGGUGGCGUGAAGACAGUGCUGCCAUCUCUGAUCAGCGGAGAACAACACCCGCAACUGGACUUGCAGCGGCAAGAGCAGUUUUUGACCGCAAAGAUGGCGCAGAAGGUUAUACUAGACGCAGUCAACUGCACCAACUUGAGUGAAAGUUCCAGGCUUGUGCAUGAGUACAUCACCAUCUGCACAUACAAGGAAGACAAGAGCAGUUGCGAUGGCGACGCGGGAGCCCCGCUCAUCUGCGACAACCUGCAGGUGGGCAUAUUGUCGUGGGGGCUGGGGUACAAGGAGAACGGCAAGGCCAUGCCCCUCGUGUACGCUCGGGUCAACGACUACUUACCUUGGAUAAAAUUUGCCAUUGACGUCUUCGAGUCGGAGGCUGUGAUGGCGGGACCUCACGUGGUUCUCCUCGCACUCCCCAUGCUGCUGGCGGUGCUCGAGGUCACCCUCUGAAGCGACGCUGCCAUGCCCGCCGACCGCUCCAGGAACUGCGUCGACUGCCUUCCACCGCAGCUCGCAUGUGUACUGAGAACAAUACAAAUUAUGAAUGUAUUACUUAUCGUCGAUA